GAGGCCACGAGCGGCAACACCGGCAUCGCGCUCGCCAUGGUCUGCGCGCAGCGAGGCUACAACUUCGUCUCAACCAUGGCGGCGUCCUUCUCCGUCGAGCGACGGAAGGUCAUGCGGAUGCUCGGGGCGAAGGUGAUCGUGACCCCCGCGCCCCUCGGUGGCACCGGGAUGGUCAAGAAGGCGGAGGAGUUGGCCGAGGAGCAUGGGUAUUACUUGGCACGGCAGUUCGAGAACGAAGCCAACCCCGAGUACCAUGCCCAGACCACGGGCCCCGAGAUCCUCUCCGACUUCGCGGGCCGCCGCCUCGACUACUGGGUCACGGGCUACGGCACGGGGGGCACCUUCCACGGCGCCGGCAAGGUGAUCAAGCAGGUGAGAGGCGCGCUCGCCGGCGGCCGGCGCCGCGCUGCGUCUAGGGGCGCGCGGAAGUGACGCGCGCGUCGCUCCACCGAAGCGGAGCCAGUGGGAGGGAGG
Molecule: messenger RNA, 474 nt
Organism: Prorocentrum cordatum
Lineage: Eukaryota; Dinophyceae; Prorocentrales; Prorocentraceae
Source: the annotation of a GenBank genome assembly